AUGAAAGAUUACAGCCAAAAACUUCAUGAAACAUUAUAUUAUAGUGAUGAUUAUAAAGGAGAAAUAUUCAAGAAUCUAUUUCAAGGCUUAAUGCAUGACUUUUGCUUGGUGAAUUUUUACAAUUGUAAUUCAAAAUCAGUAUCAAGCGGAUUUGAUUUACAAUUUCUACCAAUGCAUAUUGUAUCUAUUCUUGAAAUUAAAAAAAAUAUGAAAGAUAAAGAUAUUAGUCAACUUUUACAUUAUUUCCAAAUAGUACUUGAUUAUUCGCCAAAAUCUCGAACAUAUAUAAUUGGUGCUAUUACAGAUUUUCAUUAUAUACGAUAUGCAUCGAUAAAGCCUAUUACUAAUCCAGAUGAAUUUUUAUUAAAUUAUUUAACAAAUUUCUUUACAAUUGAUUCAUCACAAUUGGGAUUUGAUACAUUGGUUCAAUUACCUAAAAAUAUUCAAAUUCACAACACUUUAUAA
Molecule: messenger RNA, 465 nt
Organism: Adineta steineri
Lineage: Eukaryota; Metazoa; Rotifera; Eurotatoria; Adinetida; Adinetidae
Source: the annotation of a GenBank genome assembly